Bursaphelenchus okinawaensis is the source of this 2773-nucleotide messenger RNA. Lineage: Eukaryota; Metazoa; Nematoda; Chromadorea; Rhabditida; Aphelenchoididae. The record is from the annotation of a GenBank genome assembly.
AUGGACCUAUCGAGUUUCGUCCAAAUCAACGCGAUUCGAACUCCGAAAUUCGAUGAAUUUACGUAUUUGAUGGGGAAAUGUUAUUGUAGCAGUGAUAAGGAGCAGAUAAACGCGGCUGCCAAAGCGUUAUGUUGGUUUACGUACAGGACUAACUUUCCGGCUAUUGGUAAGGGGACUUAUAUUAUAUUUUUUUGGGUGGUUUAUAUUAUACAUGAACAGCACUGUACAAGGCCGAGUUCAGUUUUUAUGCCCAGUCCUUUUUAAUUUUGGUUGGUUUACUGAUAAUUCCUGUUAUAGGUGGCGACGGCCCAACUACAGACAAAGGCUGGGGUUGCAUGCUCCGAUGUGGCCAAAUGCUAAUGGCCGAAGCCCUCAAAACCGUUCACCUUGGCCGCGGUUGGGAAUGGACCGAAAAAUCGCCGGAGGAAAAUUAUCGUCGUUUGAUACGAAUGUUCCAGGACAAACGCACCUCACUGUUCUCACUACAACAAAUUGCUCAAAUGGGUGUAAGCGAGGGCAAACGAAUGUGCGAAUGGUUCGGCCCAAAUACGAUCGCACAGUGCUUGAAGAAGUUGGCCAUCUACGACGAUUGGUCACAAAUUGCGGUACAUGUAGCCAUGGAUAACUUACUGAUUGCUAGUGAUGUGAGCACGUUGGCUAAGACGCCGUGGAGGGAUGUGGUAGGUUUUGGGUUGAAGGGUGAAUAAUAUAGGGUUGUGGCUUAUAAAGUUGGUAUAACAUAGGUUCUUGUCUAAAAAAUGGCGGAUAACAUAGAUUUUUGGCUUGAAAAGAAUAGGUAACGAUGGAAAAAAGAAAAAAUAUUAUUUUAGAGGGAUGUAUGGGCACUUUUAUACUUUUAAAAUCAUAGAACACUAGUCACUAAAGCUUUUACUAUAGUAAAACGUGAUUAUAUACCACCUACUGUACUAAAACAUGAUUCUAACGCACCUUUCACAUCCAGACAGCCCCAGACGAUGAAAAACGUCAAAAACUGACCAGCUCCAACGAUGAAAGAGAACAAAGACCGGUCCUAAUCCUAGUACCUCUUCGUCUAGGCCUAACAACAAUUAACCGCGCUUACCUCCCAUCGCUUCAAGCCUUCUUCAAGCUACCACAAUGUUGUGGAAUUGUGGGUGGACGACCGAAUCAUGCCGUCUUUUUCAUUGGAUUCAGUGGAGAAGAACUAUAUUACUUGGAUCCACACACAGCUCAAACUACAGUAGAUUUGGACAAGAAGAAGGAGACUAGUCCGAGCUUCGAGGAUGUGAGGCCAGAAAGCCCGAAUUUCGAAGUUUUGAGGCCAGAGGAGGGUAAGAUAAUAUAAACUUUAAAGCCGGGGAAGGAUAAGAUAAAAUGACUUUAAAGCUGGAGCAGGAUAAGAUAACAUGGUAAAACUUAGUCUAUAGUUUGAUCUAUGUUAUUAUAAAUAAAAAAUGAUCUUUUGUUAACAUAACAAUACUUUUAUUUAGCAAAUUCAAGCGACGAAGAACCAGAAGUCUUGGCUACACAAGCAGACAUUGAAGACUUGGAAAUAGAAGAAGAUAACUCAAAUGGUUCGACUAGUCAUAAGGAGAACACGGAUGUACAUAAUGUAAAAAAUGACAUAUCAGACGAUGUUAAGGAUAUAUCGGAUGAAUUUAAGGACGCAUACGAGGACUUUAAAGAUGUGUCGAGUGAUUAUAAAGAUGCAUCUGAUGAGGUUAGUGAUGAUAAGGAACGACAAGGGCUUGAGAAGGCGAAUGGGGCUGAAGUUGUGGAAGAUGAAGUGGUGGAUGUAAAUAAGAAGAAUUGUCAAGAUGAGGUGGUAGUAGAUGUAAAUAACAAGGAUAAUGAAGCAGGAUAUGGGAAUAACAAAGGUGGUGAAGAUGUAAAUAAAAAUGAAGAUAAAGAUGAUAAAGAAGAGAUAAAUACUGAUGAAAAUAAAGAAGAUUCACAUCAAAAUGAUGUUGUUAUGGCUGAAAAUCAUUUAAAUUAUGGUGAAAAAGAGAUAAAAUCAGUCAAAACAAAUGUUAAAGAUGAUGAUAAUGAACUAAACGUAGCUAAAUCAAGUGAUAAAGAUGCUGAAAAUGAACUAAAAUCAGAUGGAAAGGGCGAUAAAACAAAGAAAGGUGACUUAGAAGAUACUAAAGAGGAUUCAGAAGGUUUCAAAGGUAAUCAGAAAGCAAACAAACAAGGUUUAAAAGGCAAUAGAGAAGCUUUAGGAGGCAAAGAAGCUAUAGAAGAAGAUAAGAGGAUAGAUUCACAAAAAGCUACAUCAAAGCCAGUCCAAAAUGAACAAGAAUCAAAGCCGGAAUCAAGUUCUCCAAAGCCAAUACCUGAUGACUUUGAUGAUUCAACCUUUCAUUGCAAUGACUUGUUGUACAUGCAUUUUGAUUCACUAGACCCAUCAUUGGCUUUGGGCUUCAUUUGUACUUGUGCCGAGGAUUUUAAUGAAAUGAUCAAGAGCAUUAAGGUAGGUGAAGAUUGGGUUGUUGGGUGGGGAAGAUAACAGAAGGUUAAUAGGAGGAAUAUCUUCUUCAUAGCAUAAUAUGGAGACUAGUUUGGACUAUUCUUUUCUAAGUAGAUGUAAUGUACAAAACUCAUUCAGGAAACCGUCCUACCCGCUUCAAACCCACCGAUUUUCGAAGUUUUGGACGAACGACCAGCCGGCUGGCCCAAAUUCGUGCCUUAUCAAGGAACAAGCGACCCCAUCCCAGUGGUCGAUUACGAAGACUUUGCGGAUCCAGGCUUCGACAGCGAUGACAAUUUCGAAGUUUUGUCAUUGGAUUCAUAA